Rhododendron vialii is the source of this 1327-nucleotide messenger RNA. RefSeq names its product transcription factor MYB46-like. Bases 61 to 987 code for a protein of 308 amino acids. The transcript has 2 exons. NCBI's taxonomy places the organism in Eukaryota, Viridiplantae, Streptophyta, Magnoliopsida, Ericales, Ericaceae. The record is from RefSeq and is a predicted model, not a curated record.
AGAGAGAGAGAGAGAGAGAGGAUAGAGAGAGAGAGAGAGAGGUUAUAUAAUAUAUAUACAAUGAGGAAGCCAGAUCUAUGUGGGAAAAACAACAACAAUGGCAGUAACAGCAACAAUAGUAAUAAUAGUAAUGGCACAAAAUUGAGGAAAGGGUUGUGGUCGCCGGAGGAAGACGAGAAGCUGAUGAACUACAUGGUGAGGAGCAACGGACAGCUGGGGUGUUGGAGCGACGUGGCGAGAAAUGCUGGCCUCCUCAGGUGUGGGAAGAGCUGUCGGCUCCGUUGGAUUAACUACCUGAGGCCUGAUCUCAAGAGAGGAGCUUUCUCCCCUCAAGAAGAAGACCUUAUCCUCCAUUUGCAUUCCCUUCUUGGUAACAGGUGGUCUCAGAUUGCCGCGCGCUUGCCCGGACGAACCGACAAUGAGAUAAAGAACUUCUGGAACUCAACAAUAAAAAAGAGGCUCAAGAACACGUCGUCGUCAUCGCCAACACCGUCGCCAAACGCUAGCGAUUCGUCUUUGGAGCCCCUAGAUGUAAUGCAAGGGAUCAUGGCCAUGCAAGACCAUAAUAACAUGAUGGCCAUGUUCAUGAACACGUCGUCGUCCUCUUCGUCGUCGUCGGCCGCACGGGCAAUUGAUCAAAUCCCCAUGAUUGGUGGCAAUGGAUACUUCAAUGUGCCAACAUUCAUGCCACAAGUUGGAAUGGAUGGUGAUGGAUGUUUUGGGAGUAACGGAAUGUUUGGGCAAAAUGGAGAGAUGUUUUUCCCUCCUUUGGAAAGUAUAGCCAUUGGAGCAAAUGGUGAGAACAAGAAUAUUAUUGAUAGAAACAAUUACAAUUACAACCCUCUCAAUAAUAUAAGCAAAGUGGAGACGAUGGAAGGAUUUGGAACUUGUUUCCAAGGAGAAGACCUAAAAAUGGGGGAAUGGGACUUGGAGGAGUUGAUGAAAGAUGUUUCAUCCUUCCCUUUUCUUGAUAUUCAAGGUGAAUAAUUUGGCCUCCCUUUUUUUUCUUCUUUGAUUAGAAAGAAAACUCAAUAUGUGAGAAAAAUAAGGAUUUUUAAUUUUUUUUUUUUUUUUUGGGUAUUACCCUUUUGGUUGUUUUGUCCAUUGGAGGGAUCUCAAACCUUGGAUUGUAGAGAAAUAAAGGUCAUAUGAUACACAAAUAUGUAAAUGUAGACAUGUAAUUUUCUUGUAUGUAUGCAUGUAUUUUUAUACAAUACUGUAAUACCCACUCUACCUGCGAAGAGAGAUUGUCAAAUUAUAGUCCCACAAAGCAGAGAGGGACAUAAAGAUUAGUUGGUAAAUUUUACUUUUCUACAAGAAUGGACAA